AUGGCGGUUUUGUUUACAUUUAUUGAACAGUUUAGGAGCUCCGAAGCACAACGGGGCCCCUUCAACUAUCCCAGAGGCCCCUUCAACUAUUCCAGAGGCCCCUUCAACUAUCCCAGAGGCCCCUUCAACUAUUCCAGAGGCCCCUUCAACUAUUCCAGAGGCCCCUUCAACUAUCCCAGAGGCCCCUUCAACUAUUCCAGAGGCCCCUUCAACUAUCCCAGAGGCCCCUUCAACUAUUCCAGAGGCCCCUUCAACUAUCCCAGAGGCCCCUUCAACUAUCCCAGAGGCCCCUUCAACUAUUCCAGAGGCCCCUUCAACUAUCCCAGAGGCCCCUUCAACUAUUCCAGAGGCCCCUUCAACUAUCCCAGAGGCCCCUUCAACUAUUCCAGAGGCCCCUUCAACUAUCCCAGAGGCCCCUUCAACUAUCCCAGAGGCCCCUUCAACUAUUCCAGAGGCCCCUUCAACUAUCCCAGAGGCCCCUUCAACUAUUCCAGAGGCCCCUUCAACUAUCCCAGAGGCCCCUUCAACUAUCCCAGAGGCCCCUUCAACUAUUCCAGAGGCCCCUUCAACUAUCCCAGAGGCCCCUUCAACUAUUCCAGAGGCCCCUUCAACUAUCCCAGAGGCCCCUUCAACUAUUCCAGAGGCCCCUUCAACUAUCCCAGAGGCCCCUUCAACUAUCCAGAGGCCCCUUCAACUAUUCCAGAGGCCCCUUCAACUAUCCCAGAGGCCCCUUCAACUAUUCCAGAGGCCCCUUCAACUAUCCCAGAGGCCCCUUCAACUAUCCCAGAGGCCCCUUCAACUAUUCCAGAGGCCCCUUCAACUAUCCCAGAGGCCCCUUCAACUAUUCCAGAGGCCCCUUCAACUAUCCCAGAGGCCCCUUCAACUAUUCCAGAGGCCCCUUCAACUAUCCCAGAGGCCCCUUCAACUAUCCCAGAGGCCCCUUCAAAUAUUCCAGAGGCCCCUUCAACUAUCCCAGAGGCCCCUUCAACUAUUCCAGAGGCCCCUUCAACUAUCCCAGAGGCCCCAUCAACCACUCCAGAGCCCCAUCAACCACUCCAGGGCCCCCAUCAACCACUCCAGAGCCCCAUCAACCACUCCAGGGCCCCCAUCAACCACUCCAGGGCCCCAUCAACCACUCCAGGGCCCCCAUCAACCACUCCAGGGCCCCAUCAACCACUCCAGGGCCCCCAUCAACCACUCCAGGGCCCCAUCAACCACUCCAGGGCCCCCAUCAACCACUCCAGGGCCCCAUCAACCACUCCAGGGCCCCCAUCAACCACUCCAGGGCCCCAUCAACCACUCCAGGGCCCCCAUCAACCACUCCAGGGCCCCCAUCAACCACUCCAGGGCUCCAUCAACCACUCCAGGGCCCCAUCAACCACUCCAGGGCAAGGUUGCACGGACGGUAAACGACCAAUUAGGAAAAUCUAA
Molecule: messenger RNA, 1431 nt
Organism: Procambarus clarkii (red swamp crayfish)
Lineage: Eukaryota; Metazoa; Arthropoda; Malacostraca; Decapoda; Cambaridae
Source: RefSeq, a predicted model, not a curated record